CGCCGCCGACUCACUGAACACGAUCGAUUCUGCCGACACACCGACUCGCGGUGUUGAUGUUCGACGCACUUCCAGACGGGGACAAAGGCCGACGGAGGAGUGGGAGCCGCACGAGCUGCACUGCGUCCACCGGCCGGUUCAGUCGACAGAGCGGGUGGUCCAACAGUGUGUGGACGGUACUGAGCUCUGUCCACCGGAGCCGACCACGGCGGAGGCGGCGAAUAUCAGCACAAAUUACUACUAUUCCAAGUCAACUUCGUGGUGCCAUGAUCAGGGUGGACUCAAAAACCAUGAUCGUUCCGGCCGGAGGCGGUAUCAGCGAGCUGACUGGGCUGCGGAUCUCAGGGGAGACUGUGGAGCGGAUAUCAAUCACCGCUGCCGACCUCCCGCGACGGAUAGGGUUUCUGCCGGAGGGCCUCAAGUGCCUCAAUGUCAGAGGGCCGGAGGUGACGGAGCCGAGGUGGCCGGAAUGGGACGAGUAUGGUCUGUCAGUGUCGCUCCAGGGGGUGGCUGCCGACACCAUCAGUUACCUGACUGACCUGGGACGGAGGGUCACACGACUGGAGAUAUACGGUGAGCAGCGGCAGCACGGACAGGCCGCUGAUAUACGGGCUCAGGGAAUGGCGGACACCGAGUUGAGGUGUGCCGUUGUCGCACCUGGAGAGGGGUGCGAUACAUAGCCAAUGUGCUUUGCGAUAUAAUGAAGCUAAAUGUGCUCCAAAAUGGAGGACUGUUCACUCAGUGACAUAUUCGUUCAGUUACUAUGCUUUUCAGACCCCAUGAGACCCUAAUUUUCGGCGAUAAUUUAUUUACUAUUUGUUCAAUUUGCUUCAAAUUUUCACAAUGCACAUUUCAGCUCAAGCGCCAAUUUUCGUCAAUAUGGUCUCUUAAUAAAAUAUCAAAUUUUAAGGUACUUGUCGUUGCCUCGUAAUGUUAAAAUCGGCUCCGUAAAUCCGUCAGUGGAGUAGAGGCUAUCCGUGCGUAGGUGUGACGUCACAACCACGUGACCAUUAAGCUCCGCCCUCCCGGCGGACGGGAUAGUGACCUUGGCCGGUCAGUCGGCUGCGUGGAGCGGGCGGGGCAGUAGCUGUCGCACCGGGGCGGCUCGCAUGGACCGUAGCUGCCGUGCAGUGCAGUUGUCGUUGCAGCCGUAACUUCAUCGAAUGAGCUAAAUAGCGCGCAUAAGUAACGCACCAGCUGAAGCCCUCGACUAAUUGUAUCUAUCACAAAUGUUUUCUCUGUUCAGUCACAAAAAAUAUAUAUUUCCACACAAGAUUCGGGGCUUGUGAAAAAACGCGUAUAAAAGACGCUGUUGAUUUCAAAUGAUUGCGUAAGAUUAUAUAUCGCGUCAGACUACGUCAAAAUUGCAAAACAGAAUCACCAUUAACAUGAUGCAAUUUAUGUGUUUGAUAUAUGAAAUUUGUUUAGGAAUGUAUGCCGGCGUGAUCGAUUUAUAUCAUCCCGGUGCAACUAAGCAUUGAACACCUUCAGGACUAAUCCAUUUGAUCAUCGACUUAGGUUGAGGAGGUCGCCAGACUAACUUUGCCCCCAGAGCUUGUGUGUUGAAAUGCAAACAUGAAAAGUAAAAGCCUAGAGAUAGUUUCCUCACCAUUGAGGACAUACCUACAGUUACUGAAGUUUUACAAAAAAAAA
This is a messenger RNA of Amphibalanus amphitrite, 1653 nucleotides long. RefSeq lists its product as uncharacterized. Bases 57 to 680 code for a protein of 207 amino acids. The transcript has 3 exons. The record is from RefSeq and is a predicted model, not a curated record. Lineage: Eukaryota; Metazoa; Arthropoda; Thecostraca; Balanomorpha; Balanidae.